Entelurus aequoreus (snake pipefish) is the source of this 938-nucleotide messenger RNA. Its product is annotated as epithelial-stromal interaction protein 1-like. Bases 7 to 243 code for a protein of 78 amino acids. The transcript is spliced from 4 exons. NCBI's taxonomy places the organism in Eukaryota, Metazoa, Chordata, Actinopteri, Syngnathiformes, Syngnathidae. The record is from RefSeq and is a predicted model, not a curated record.
UUUCAGAUGGAACAGGACAAUUUGGCCCAGAAGAAGAGACAAGAGGAGAAUGACGAGUAUCAGCGCAAGAAAGAUGAACAAAGAAAAAAGGCCGAGCGUAACGAAAAGAGGGCGGAGGAGGAGCAGCAGCGCAGGCGCCAACAACAACGACAGGAGCACUUCAGAGUGAACUCGGCCUUCCUGCACAACCUUGACGGUCGUGAUGGUUGUCGUCAGAGCUCACCUGGACCCCAUGACGGUUGAGCGGCGGCAACAGCUGGACCUGGACCAAGACCAGUAUCAGGACCUGGACCAAGACCUGGAUUUGGCUUUGAGUGAACUUUUGCAAAGAAGUGAGUCGAGCCUUCCUGAUGGCGACUACUAGCCAUCACCAGGUGUGAAUGAAUGAUGGGUUCUACAUGUAAAGUGGCUUUGGGUACUUAGAAAAGCGCUAUAUAAAUCCCAGGUAUUAUUAUUAUUAUUAUUACUAUCAGACACAGACUUUAUUCAACGCUCACUUGAUUGGCACUUUCCAGGAGGCGGAGCCAAGUGCCAUUCAAAAAGUUCAGGUGGGGGGUUUCUACUAUCUGUCUGCUUGCACCGACCGGUGACUCACUAUAAUUUUUUUUAGUCCUUGCAACACUUUUUGGAUUGUUUUUUUUUUUUUUUUUUCUCUCUCGCCGUGACUCAUCAUCUUCAUGUCUUGAGUGAGUCAAUAUGUGCAGCUGCAAGCAACAGCGUUCCUACCCAAAUAAGUGAUUAUUUUCUGGUGCAAACCUAAUGACAGUAAUAUUAAAAUAUAAAGACACCGCUGGGAGAGGACUGGAUAUCAUACUUGAAUGAAAUGAAAUGUCCCGUACAUUUAUUAUUAUUUUAUUACAGCAUGUUGACAUCUGCCAGGGCAGAAACAAUAUGUCAUUGUUUGCUUUGCUGGGUCUCUCUUCACAAAAUAAUGACGU